This is a messenger RNA of Megachile rotundata (alfalfa leafcutting bee), 2959 nucleotides long. Its product is annotated as tripartite motif-containing protein 2. The record is from RefSeq and is a predicted model, not a curated record. Gene Ontology annotation, cellular component: nucleoplasm. Gene Ontology annotation, molecular function: zinc ion binding; ubiquitin protein ligase activity; protein binding. NCBI's taxonomy places the organism in Eukaryota, Metazoa, Arthropoda, Insecta, Hymenoptera, Megachilidae.
CGCUGCGCUCAGCAGCUGAUGCGGUUCGUCGUUGUCCGUGGCUGUGUUUGUUUGGAAAAAUGCGACAGAGAAACAACGAAUUUCGACAGUAUCAUUGUUACUGUUCGAAGAACAUAGAUACAGACGAAAACUGGAAGAUCUGUCGCCAGUGAUAGUGACGAUAUAACGGGACAGAAAUUCAAAAUGACAACUAAAAUUCGCGGAGACAAACAAUCGCGAAAGUGAAAUAAAAAUAACUUUAAAAAUGAUCGAUUAUAUUUUCUUUUUGUAUUAAAUUCUUUGAGUAUCGUUUGAAAGUUAUGCUCGGUCCAUUUUUCGGGAUAUAAAGUAAAGAUUCCUCUUGGUAACUAUUUCCGCAUCGACAGAUAUUAAGAACGAAAGAUAGACAAAGAGUUCUCGUCGGCAUAUGCUUUGUGUGUUCGGUGGCUUCUUUGCGAUGAACAUUCUAAAAGAGGUGUCGUGUUUAUAAACAGUAUUUCGUAUGAACGUGUAUUUCGCUUUGUUUAAAGUAAUCGAUGCAAAUUGAAGCAUCGAUUAAUUUUAUGUACGAGAAUAUUAUAAACGUAAAAAAUGAAUUCUACUUAGAAAGUAUCUUAAUUAGUUAGCAUUUUGAAAACACAAUGUUUUUGUUGUUAUAAUACGUUUUAAUAUUUAAAUUCAUUUCUUCGGCACGGUGAUACAAAAUGAAAAUCAUCGAUUGAAAUCAUUAGUAUUGACAAGUUUAUUUGUUAAUGAAAAUUUAUGCGAGGUGUAAGUGGCAUAUUCCGAUGCAGAUACCCCGCUAAAACGUGUGCUAUGUAACGGAUGUAUACAUUUCUUAAAACGACAACAGGGCUAACUCCAUUAUGGAGGCACUGCGUUUAGCCAUACAGACACGGCUAGGGGAGAGGAUGGUUAGCAUGAGCUCUAUGCUCGUAGAAACAGUCAGCAUAAACUAUGAAGACUUUAAUGAAAGUUUUUUAACAUGCGGUACAUGUCUUUGCGUUUAUGAUGGCGGAGAGCAUACUCCUAAAUUGUUACCAUGUUCACACACGGUAUGUUUACAUUGCUUAACAAGAAUUGCUGCAUCUCAGACUCGUGAGACUGGUGCAUUUCGAUGUCCUAUUUGCAGGGAAUUGAUAACAAUUCCUCGUGGUGGAGUUCCUGCUUUACCACCAAGUUUCCUUGUAAAUCAACUUCUUGAUCUUAUGUCCAGACAAAGACGAGAGGUUAUCCCAAAAUGUUCAGUUCACAUAAAUCAAGAAUUAUUAUUUUGUGAAACAUGUGAUACAGUGUUUUGUACAGUAUGUACAGGUGGUAAUCAUACAGGAACAUCACCAGGGUGUACAGAACAUACUAUUAUACCUUUUAGUAUUGCAAUAAAAAGAAUGUCUGAGAUUUUACUCUACAAAGCUAACGAAUGUAUAUCUAAGUUAACACAAGCUCAGGAUUCUGUAAGUACAGAGUUGCAACGUUUGGAAGCUUCUACGGAAAGAUGUUUGAAUGCUGUAGAUAAUGAAUUUACAGAAAUUAUUGCAAAAAUUGAAAGGAGACGAACUGAAUUACAAGCAGCUGUUACUGCUGCAGCAAGAGACAAGAAACAUGUACUAGAAGAACAACAUGCUCUUAUAGAAGCUGAAAAGAAUAAAGUACAACGUGAAUGUGAAGGCUUACAAUAUCAAGUUGAAGUACGAAAUAUCACACAAAGAAUUGGUAGUUUAUCCGAUCAACUUGAUGCAGCAUCAGCUCUUAGUGAACCUAAAGAAAAUGCCUUUAUUACCUUUGAAUUUAAUCACAAUAAUGCACUUUCUCAAUUAGAGGAAGCUCUUAAUAACUUAGGAAGAGUACGUUCUAGUACAACAUUGCCAGGUUCAUGUAGAGCCAGGUUGAAAGACCCUGCUAUAGUUAAAUUACAAGCAACAGUAAUAGUAGAAACUGUCGAUUAUCAUGGGCAUCCUAGGAACGUUGGAGGAGAUCUUAUUACUGCGGAAUUAACUUUUGCAGACAAUAUCUAUUCAGAAAACCAAAGUACUAGUAUCGAUACCGAAAUCAUAGAUUUAGAUAAUGGUACAUAUGAAGUACUAUUUCGACCUCCACGUGCAAGUCGUUACGUCUUGAAAUUAUCAGUUUUCGAACGGCCUAUUAAAGAUUAUCCUUUAUUUUUUGAUGCAACCGAACAUAAUGAACCCAUUAAGGUAUAUGGAAGGAGAGGAAACGGAAAAGACGAAUUCCAUCAACCAGUAGCAGUUGCUGUUGAUGAUGAUGGAAUGAUAUAUAUUUUAGAUACUGGGAACUCGCGUAUAAAAGUACUCAAUUGUGAUCUAGAAUUUCAAAGGCAUAUAACUAAUGAGGGUCUUGAAGGCCGCAGUUGUACAGGAAUUGGUAUCUCUCAACAAGGACUUGUUGUUGUCAAUUGGAGAACACGAAAAGUAACAGAAAUGAGCACUCUAGGUGAUACUAUUAAAUCUUUCUCGCAUAACGCAUUUCAAGAACCAAUCGAUAUUGCAGUAGACAGAAGUUACGGACAUAUACUUGUAGCUGAUAUUGGUCAAAGUUGUGUCUUUGUAUUUGAUUCUGAUGGGAAAAUUCUCUUUCAGGUUGGAAAGAGAAGUACAUUUAAAUUGAUUAGUUCUAUCACUGUUGGACCUAAUGGUGAAAUUGUAGUCGCCGACAGUCGUAUUCAAGUAUUUUCUGCUAAAGGAGAUUUUUCAGAAGAAAUAUAUUCUGAAGGCAAAGGAAAAGGCGCUUAUGGAGGUUUGGCUGUUGACGCUGAAGGUAGAAUACUUGGCACUCGUACUGAUAAAGGACGCAGUAUAAUUCAAGUAUUAAAAUUAGGAGGAGGUAACAUUUUAACUGAAAUUGAUUCGCAUAGUUCAAAAUUACGACGUCCUUCAGGUAUUGCGGUAUUACCUGACAAUCACUUAGUAGUUGUAGAUUUGGGAAAUGAUUGUAUAAAAAAAUAUAGAUAUUGGUAAAAGAA